UUAUUUCAGCACCCCCAAAAAUCUUGACUUAGUGAAUGGAAGAACAGAAGAGGAAAUGGAGGCGAUGUUCAAAGGAAUUAUCUCUAAUCAACAAUCUUGAUGAUGGCUGUCUUAUGCACAUCUUUAGUUUUCUCUCCCCUAUUCCAGAUCGGUAUAACACCGCCCUCGUUUGCCACAGAUGGCGAUUCUUGGCCUGCCAUCCUCAGCUUUGGUUGCGAGUGGAUCGUUCUGUGAAAGAUUUGUCGCAACCUGGGGUCUAUCCGAACAUCGAGAUGGCUGUCUCUGCUGCAAGGCCUGGGGACACUAUACUUGUUGCAGCAGGAGGCAGCCAUCGUGUGUCAAAUAUUAAGAUUGAGAAGCCACUUUGCCUGAUUGGCGCAGGUGAGAGUCCUGAUGAUACAACACUUAUUUGCUCCCGCAGUUCAGACAGUGCAUUAGAGUUCAUGUCCACAUGUAAGCUGGCUAAUUUGACUGUGAGGGCAGAACUUGGUUGCUGCUUGCUUCAUAGGAGUGGGAGGCUUACCAUUGAUGGGUGCAUUCUUCAGUGUGAGUCGAAUCCUCUGGACCAUCUCUCCUAUGCAAUUAUUAGUACUGCUGGUGCUCCUGAGGUCGUCUCAUCAGCACUCAAGACUUGUAUUAGUAGUGUUUCGGUUCUGAGAACUCGCAUUGAAGGAGGUGCCAAAGCUGUCCUCACCAGUGGGACACUUUCAUUGCAACGAGUACGAGUGAUUUAUACUCGUACAUCACUCUUCUUCUGGUUUGAGGUAGAAGGUGGUGACAAGAAUACCGUCCAAUCUGCAUCUGUUGCACUGCCAAUUAGUUAGUUAAUCUACUUUCUUUGUGUUCUGAUUGGUCAUUAUCCUUUCAUCACCUGUCUUGAAAGAGGAAAGGGGUGUGAGGGGGUUAGUUGUAACCUGUAACAUAUUUUUCUGAUUACAUUCAGUUUGUAAUGUAUCAUUGUGCAAAUUCUUGGUUCUUUAAUAGUUCCCGAGAUAAAUAACGUGUUUUAUGAAACA
Molecule: messenger RNA, 1016 nt
Organism: Nicotiana attenuata
Lineage: Eukaryota; Viridiplantae; Streptophyta; Magnoliopsida; Solanales; Solanaceae
Product: F-box protein SKIP5
Exons: 5
Coding region: 36-824 (262 amino acids)
Molecular function (GO): protein binding
Source: RefSeq, a predicted model, not a curated record